AUGCAUUUCUCCCUCUUCGCCAUUGUUGUUGCUUUGACAGCACCUAUAUGCGCGGUGAAUCUUGCAGGUCAGAUGGGGAGUGCUGCACUCAAUGGUGUUACCACUUUGUUGGGUGACGGCCUGUCAGUGCGGAUAGUCACACUUGCCGAAUUUACCGUCCGCUCGCCAGGUGUCGGAUUCAAAGACUUCAGAGGAACUGUGACACUAAGAUCGGGACGAGAGAGCGGGAGUUCCAGCGAGCGUUCUGUUGUGACGAAUAAGAGAAUUGAUGAUGCCUGCCAGCAAGUCAUGAUACAACCGUAG
Molecule: messenger RNA, 303 nt
Organism: Suillus bovinus
Lineage: Eukaryota; Fungi; Basidiomycota; Agaricomycetes; Boletales; Suillaceae
Exons: 4
Coding region: 1-303 (100 amino acids)
Source: RefSeq, a predicted model, not a curated record